AGUAUUUUUACAAAAGAUAACACACCUGCGUGAUAAUGUUGAAAAUGUUCGAAUAAGUUACAGUGGCAGAGUAUCCCGUUAGGAUCAGAACGUGUCGUUUUUUAUUUAGAAUGCUCCGAAUUGUCGUAUUCUUGUGCGUCGCAGCCGCCGCAGUGACUGCGCAGACCACUUCUGUCACACAAUGUUCCCGCAACCCCGGCGAGUUGCCAUUGAACGCGCACGUGGAGGGCUGCCUGACGCCGCCCUGCCUGCUGCCGCAGUUACAGGACGCCGUCAUCAACGUCGUCUUCCACACCCCGCGUGUGCUGCGCUCGAUGACUACGAGGGCGACGGCGCUGCUGCAGCUGGGCGCCAUCACUUUGCCGGUGGAGUACAAUCUGGCGGAGAACGCGGACACGUGCCGCUUCCUCACCAACACCUACUGCCCUCUGUUGGCCGGCGAGGUAGUUUCCUACACCCUGCGCAUGUUCAUCGAGCCCUUCUUCCCGGUCGGCACGUCGUUGAACAUCGAGUUCCGCGUGGUGGACGAUUCGGAGGAGCCGGUGUGGUGUAUCCGCAUGCCCAUUCAGAUCGUGGCGCCCCUCGCCGCCCGCAGCGCACCUGCCAUUUCACCAACACCAUCUAACUCCACACUCUCCAUACAUACAUAAUAACUAAAUAACAAUAGUAUAAUGUACUAUAAUACUAGUAACAUAUCACAAAUAAGAUUUUAUAAUGAAAA
Papilio xuthus (Asian swallowtail) is the source of this 721-nucleotide messenger RNA. RefSeq lists its product as uncharacterized. The transcript has 4 exons. Lineage: Eukaryota; Metazoa; Arthropoda; Insecta; Lepidoptera; Papilionidae. The coding region runs from base 111 to 650 and encodes 179 amino acids. The record is from RefSeq and is a predicted model, not a curated record.